This is a messenger RNA of Phytomonas sp. Hart1, 255 nucleotides long. NCBI's taxonomy places the organism in Eukaryota, Euglenozoa, Kinetoplastea, Trypanosomatida, Trypanosomatidae. The record is from the annotation of a GenBank genome assembly.
AUGAUCGCGAAGGAGGCCGAGGUCGCCCUCGUUGAGGUGGAGGAGUGGUUGACCGAUCAAUGCUAUCGAAGUCCAACCAUCGAUCGCGCCGUGGUGAAGUUGUUCAGCAUCCACUACGAGUAUGUCGCCGAGAUCGACGAGGGAAGGCAGCCCACGCGAGGAAAACACCGCCGCUCGAGAGGCGAUAGGGAUAAAGAAAAAGAUCGAGAUCCCAUUGAUGAUAACUUGGAUCGAUCUCGCAGACGAAGAAGCUAA